Messenger RNA from Aethalodelphis obliquidens (Pacific white-sided dolphin), 5739 nucleotides. RefSeq names its product zinc finger RNA binding protein (gene ZFR). Gene Ontology annotation, cellular component: precatalytic spliceosome. NCBI's taxonomy places the organism in Eukaryota, Metazoa, Chordata, Mammalia, Artiodactyla, Delphinidae. The record is from RefSeq and is a predicted model, not a curated record. The transcript is spliced from 17 exons. The coding region runs from base 123 to 2810 and encodes 895 amino acids. Gene Ontology annotation, molecular function: single-stranded RNA binding; double-stranded RNA binding; zinc ion binding.
AGCGCGGGGGCGCCUGCGCAGUGCGGCGGGAGGCGGCGGUCUGUUCUCCGCUGAGGAGGAGCGGGGCAGAGGAGGGAGGCAGCGGGUGAGAGUUCAGAGUUCAGCAGCAGCAGCCCGAGCCCAUGAUUCCCAUAUGCCCUGUAGUUUCUUUCACCUAUGUGCCCAGCCGGCUGGGGGAAGAUGCCAAAAUGGCGACCGGCAACUACUUUGGAUUCACCCACAGCGGGGCGGCGGCGGCGGCGGCUGCGGCCCAGUAUAGUUCUGUUCUCUGGAGCAGCAUGGACCAGCAGCCAGCUUCGGGUGUAGCCUACUCUCAUCCAACUACGGUUGCUAGCUACACUGUCCAUCAGGCUCCAGUAGCUGCUCACACAGUUACUGCUGCCUAUGCACCAGCAGCCGCCACAGUUGCAGUUGCCAGGCCUGCUCCAGUAGCUGUUGCAGCUGCUGCAACAGCUGCUGCAUAUGGAGGGUACCCCACUGCACACACAGCAACUGACUAUGGUUAUACACAGAGGCAACAAGAAGCACCUCCACCACCGCCCCCAGCUACUACACAAAACUACCAGGACUCGUACUCAUAUGUAAGAUCCACAGCUCCUGCUGUAGCUUAUGAUAGUAAGCAGUACUACCAACAACCAACAGCAACUGCAGCUGCUGUAGCUGCUGCCGCCCAGCCUCAGCCUUCUGUUGCUGAGACCUACUAUCAGACAGCCCCUAAAGCAGGUUAUAGCCAAGGUGCAACUCAGUAUACACAAGCCCAGCAAACUCGACAAGUGACAGCCAUAAAACCAGCCACACCAAGUCCAGCUACCACUACUUUCUCCAUUUAUCCUGUAUCCUCCACCGUACAGCCAGUAGCAGCUGCAGCUACUGUGGUGCCGUCCUAUACCCAGAGUGCUACUUAUAGUACCACGGCAGUUACUUAUUCUGGUACAUCUUAUUCAGGUUACGAAGCAGCCGUCUAUUCAGCUGCAUCCUCCUACUACCAACAACAGCAGCAGCAACAGAAGCAGGCGGCGGCGGCGGCGGCAGCAGCUGCUGCAACAGCUGCUUGGACAGGGACCACCUUCACUAAAAAAGCACCAUUCCAAAAUAAACAACUGAAACCAAAACAGCCUCCCAAACCACCCCAGAUUCACUAUUGUGAUGUUUGUAAGAUCAGCUGUGCUGGACCACAGACUUACAAAGAACAUUUAGAAGGGCAGAAACAUAAAAAAAAAGAAGCUGCAUUGAAAGCCUCACAGAAUACCAGCAGCAGCAACAACUCCACUCGUGGGACUCAAAAUCAGCUACGUUGUGAGCUCUGCGAUGUGUCUUGUACAGGAGCAGAUGCGUAUGCUGCCCACAUUCGUGGUGCUAAGCAUCAGAAAGUGGUUAAAUUACACACAAAACUUGGCAAACCCAUUCCUUCAACAGAACCAAACGUUGUUAGCCAAGCUACUUCUUCAACAGCCGUGUCUGCUUCAAAACCAACUGCCUCUCCUUCAAGCAUUGCAGCAAGCAAUUGUACUGUGAAUACUUCAUCAAUUGCAACUUCUUCAGUGAAAGGUCUUACAACUACAGGAAACUCGUCUCUUAAUAGCACAGCCAACGCUAAAGUAUCAGCAGUGCCUGCAAAUAUGGCUGCCAAGAAAACAUCUACACCCAAAAUAAACUUUGUUGGUGGUAAUAAGCUGCAAUCAACCGGAAAUAAAACAGAAGACUUAAAAGGAACCGAAUGUGCUAAAAGCACUCCUGUCACUGCUGUACAGAUCCCGGAAGUAAAGCCAGACACAGUGUCAGAACCAGUCACACCUGCGUCCCUUGCUGCUUUGCAGAGUGAUGUGCAGCCGGUGGGCCAUGAUUAUGUGGAGGAGGUACGAAAUGAUGAAGGAAAAGUAAUUCGAUUCCAUUGCAAAUUGUGCGAGUGCAGCUUUAAUGAUCCCAAUGCUAAGGAGAUGCACUUAAAAGGGCGAAGACACAGACUUCAAUAUAAAAAAAAAGUAAAUCCAGAUCUGCAAGUAGAAGUAAAACCCAGUAUUCGAGCAAGAAAGAUUCAAGAAGAGAAAAUGAGGAAGCAAAUGCAGAAAGAGGAGUAUUGGCGAAGAAGAGAAGAAGAGGAACGCUGGAGAAUGGAAAUGAGACGUUAUGAAGAGGACAUGUACUGGAGAAGAAUGGAGGAAGAACAGCAUCAUUGGGAUGAUCGCCGCCGAAUGCCUGACGGAGGCUAUCCUCAUGGUCCCCCAGGCCCACUAGGCCUCCUGGGAGUCCGACCAGGCAUGCCUCCUCAGCCGCAGGGGCCUGCACCCUUACGUCGUCCUGACUCAUCUGAUGAUCGAUAUGUAAUGACAAAACAUGCAACCAUUUAUCCAACUGAAGAGGAAUUACAGGCAGUUCAGAAAAUUGUUUCUAUCACUGAACGUGCUUUAAAACUUGUUUCAGACAGCUUGUCUGAGCAUGAGAAGAGCAAGAGCAAAGAGGGAGAUGAUAAGAAAGAGGGAGGUAAAGACAGAGCUUUAAAAGGAGUUUUGCGAGUGGGAGUAUUGGCAAAAGGAUUACUUCUCCGAGGAGAUAGAAAUGUCAACCUUGUUUUGCUGUGCUCAGAGAAACCUUCAAAGACAUUAUUAAGCCGUAUUGCAGAAAACCUACCCAAGCAGCUUGCUGUUAUAAGUCCUGAGAAGUAUGACAUAAAAUGUGCAAUUUCUGAAGCGGCAAUAAUUUUGAACUCAUGUGUGGAACCCAAAAUGCAAGUCACUAUCACCCUGACGUCUCCAAUUAUUCGAGAAGAGAACAUGAGGGAAGGAGAUAACUGCAGUAAAUCAUGUCUUUAGCUUCAUUAUGAAGAUUGCUGCAGAAUAACGGUAUGUAUUCUCUCUCACUGCAGCUCUGAAUGCUCUGUGUCUUAAAAUCAUUUAAAGCCUAUAGCUUGCUUUGGGGAGUUAGUACAGGGGUAAGGAAGGCUUUGCCGGAAGAGCACUUGUAAAUCGUGAGACUGGCGACUUGCGCAUAGUUGUGGUAGCCUCUUAAUGCGUAAUGGUCCUGUUUGAUACCAAAAAUUAUUUAAAGGAGAUGAUUAAAUUGCCCAAAUAACUGUUAAACACAUUACAGAUCUAUUUUAUGUUACUGUGUUUGACAGUUAAACAUUAAGUAAACAUUUAAUUGACUUGAAGCUUGAAAUGUACAAAAUGCUCUAACCCUUGCUACAGCGUCUCUUCUGUAGCAAGUCAAGUAUUAUGUGUGUUUUCUUCCACCUUUAGCUUAUCAGGCCCGGUCCAAAGCCUUCUAGCAGAGGGAAUUGAUUCCUGUCAGGGGUUGCUGCCAAGACAUCGGAAGGAUUUUUGACCAAGGUUUUCAAAAGCUCAGUGUCACACCUGCCAUUUGAUUAAGGAGGGAUUUUGGAUGCAGAGUCUGGCAUUUAUUGUCCUUUGUGUGGCUGUUUUGUUUGUUUUGUCUUUGUCUCUCCUAGAAUUGAGCAGUGUUCACACUAGUUUUUAAAUUGUUGGGUGGAUUACAUAUUUUACAUAACCAUGUUAAUUUAAAUUAAUAUAUUCCCAUUAACUUUUAAUCAUAAAAUAGUGUGGACACAGCAUGUCUUCUAACUGGUGAUUAACCCCUUAAAAUUUAUGAAACACACUUUUGUAGGGUAAGAAUUUGCUUUCUUUUAAAUAAAUUAACUGGUUUUGUUUUGUUAACUGGGUAUUAGGAAGAAAGUAUGAUCUUAGUACAAUAUAUCUAAGGGGUUAAUCCACUUGAAAUAUAGAAUGGGUGCAAAAAUCCACACUCUAAAUUUGCCAGAAAUUUCCUACUUAUAGCUCUUAAGUUGUUUUUAAAUUGCAAUAGGUGUCUUGGCAUCUUUGAAAUUAUAUCAUUAAUUUAAAUUUCCAAAGUUAUGAAUGCUUGUGUGCAAAAGGAAAACUUUUCUUCCGUAUUGGAGGAAAUUAAAACAUGAAUUAACAUUAAAAAUUCAGAAACUUUUAGAAAGAGAUUGCACAUUAUCACCUAUUUGCAUUUUAGCUUUAGCAGAUAAUGUAAAUAAAUAAGGGACAUGGAAAGGGUUCUUCAGCAUGUUCUGUAACCUUGCUUUGGGGAGUGGUUUUUUGUUGUUGUUGUUUCUUGCUUUUUUUUACUUCUUUAAUUAGCUGUGCUUUCCUGUGUUCCUUUUCCUUCUCUCAGAAUAGCCCAUUUCUUAUGUUCAUUAUACUUCUGGAUUCAGUAGUUGGUUUUUCAGGUUUUGAGAUUGUUUAUUAGUUUUUAAAAAUUACUACUAUUUCUGACUUGAUACUUUUCUUUUUAGUACCCACAUUCCUCUUUCAGUGUUCAUUUUCAGAAUGCCACACAGUGUUCUUUGAUUAUCUGUAAAAUUCCCUUCUAAUAUGUAUUCUGAAAAUUUGUGCCAUCUGAUUAUGUAAGGAGUAGGAACUAAGAAUAAAAAGCCCAGACAAGGGAUGAAAUUCUUUAUUACUUUUUAAAUAUGCUUUUUAAUAUGUCAUCUACGCAAAAUAAGGACAGAUAUCUUUUAAGAUUUCUGAAUGCUCAUAUAAAAAUAGACAAAUAAUUUGCCCAGCGUUGCUAGUACUCUUAAAGUAAAAUCAUCUUCAUGUUUUCUUUUAUCGUAUAUUUCAUCUUUUGUCCCACAUAUUCAUUUGGUGCCCUCAAUGAUUUAUAAAAUUAUAUCCUAAAUGUCCCAUAAUUUUGGUGCUUUUUAUCUAGAAGACUGUUUUCAGUAGCUUACUUGCCUGGUAUGUAAUUUUCCUAUAUUUAGAAAAUAUUUUAAAAUCACCACAGUUGUGAAUUAGAUUGACUUAUACCUAUGAAUAGUUUGAUUAGCAAAUUUGAUUAGCAACUUUUAUACACAGUUUACAGAUAUGUUUUAGAUGAACGUAAAGCUGGCCUUUUAUGAAUGAAAAGUUAACUUCUUGUCCUGAUUUAGGUUCAGAUUUUCUUAAGUUUUAUAUAGCUCAUUUAUGUUUUAAUACAAUAAUCUGAUUAAAAUCAGUUAUUAUAACUGACUUGCAACUUAAAAGAUUCUACAGAUAUAUCAUCAAACCAUUCUGCUUACUGCAUCUGUUCUAUUUCUAUACUUAUUCUAUUUAACCAUGCUAGUUCCUAUUGCCCUUUUCUACUUUACUCAUUGUUUCUCUCCAAUUAUUCUUUGAAUUACUUCAUGGGAACUUUGAAUUUUAAAGGGCAUUUCAUAUUCCCUUAAUUCUUAAAGCUAAAAUUCUCUUGUGGAAGAGAAGUCAUUGAACUCUUAGAAAUGCCUAUUUUUGGCUCUUUAUUUUUUUUCUAUGAUUAUUACUUCAUUGAUCAUCCCAUAUUUAUUGUUAGUUCUUUGACAUAUUAGCCCCAGAAUAACCUAUGACCAUUUAAAAUACUGAACAAACUCAGUAGUUUAUUGUACAUUCUCAUUUAUUAAGGUGGAUUUUUGUGUUCCCUUUUGUCUUGUCGUCUUUGUGCUGGUGCGCUGUGUCCAGUAAUCCUUCCUUUUGAUUUUAUUUUGGUGGGUAGGGUUUAUAUUUGCAGAAAUUAUUUAUUAUAUUUCUAAAAUAAAGAGUUUAAUUCUCAUCUUGAUCUUCAUGUUAGAUUAUGUGAAUUUGUUGAAAAUAACUCCCUGGGUACUUUAAAGUGUUGACAGACUCUCAAAUGGCUCAUGUGACACUGAUGCUACUUUAAGGAAGUGUCUUGCUCACCUGGUCAAACACCCAUUCCUCACUGCAUUUUGCCAAUUCAAUCCAUUUUAGAUGUAACCUCGGGUAUGGU